This is a messenger RNA of Labrus mixtus (cuckoo wrasse), 3666 nucleotides long. RefSeq names its product folylpolyglutamate synthase, mitochondrial-like. Bases 36 to 1784 code for a protein of 582 amino acids. Lineage: Eukaryota; Metazoa; Chordata; Actinopteri; Labriformes; Labridae. The transcript is spliced from 15 exons. Gene Ontology annotation, cellular component: mitochondrion; cytoplasm; cytosol. Gene Ontology annotation, molecular function: tetrahydrofolylpolyglutamate synthase activity; ATP binding. Gene Ontology annotation, biological process: tetrahydrofolylpolyglutamate biosynthetic process. The record is from RefSeq and is a predicted model, not a curated record.
UUUGGCAGUCGCUUCCGGUGACAGCUCGCCUCAUCAUGGUGUGCAUGUCGCGCGUGUGGCAGCGGGGCUCCCGGUUUGCCGCGCGGCUCCGGAACAGAGACUGGGCGUUCAGGUUAGCGGGCCUCUCUGUCAGGUACUACAGCACCAAAACAGCACCUCAUAUACCCGGCAUGGAGUACCAGGACGCCGUUUGCACGCUGAACACGCUGCAGACCAACGCCAGCGCUCUGGAGCAGGUUCGGCGAGAGCGGAGCCACCCUCAGCAGCAGCUCCACGCCAUGAGAGGGUUUCUGGAACGAGCCGGUCUCAAAGUGGAGGAGCUGGACCAUCUCAAUAUUAUUCACGUGACGGGAACAAAGGGCAAGGGCUCCACGUGUGCGUUCACCGAGCAGAUUUUAAGAAGUUACGGCUUCCGGACGGGAUUUUACAGUUCUCCACAUUUAGUCCAAGUCAGGGAGAGGAUCCGAAUCAACGGACGGCCGAUCGGAAAAGAGCUCUUCACCAAAUACUUCUGGCAGGUUUAUGGACGUUUGGAUGAAAGUAAGGAUGCUCACGGGGGGACGAUGCCCGCAUACUUUCGUUUCCUCACCAUUUUGGCCUUCCACGUGUUCCUACAGGAGAAGGUGGAUUUAGCUGUGAUUGAAGUUGGCAUUGGAGGAGCGUUUGACUGCACUAACAUAAUACGGAGGCCGUGGGUGUGUGGUAUCUCCUCUCUGGGUAUCGACCACACUCAGAUCCUCGGAGACACCAUCGAGAAGAUCGCCUGGCAGAAGGGAGGAAUCUUCAAGCCGGGGGUUCCUGCCUUCACGGUCAAACAGCCCGAAGACGCGAUGGUAGUCCUCAGGAACAGGGCCAAAGAGAUGAAAUGUCCUCUGUGGACGUGUCCGGAUCUGGAGGACUAUCAGGCAGACCUCCCUGAACCUCUGCGUCUGGGUCUGGCCGGGCAGCACCAGCGCUCCAACGCCUCCCUCGCCCUCCAGCUGAGUCACACCUGGCUGCAGAAAAGAUGUCUUGUCCUGAAAAAAGAGAACAAAAGCUUCCCUUCCUUCCCUGCGGAGAACACAGGAGGACUUCAGGUGACCCCCUUCAAGCCCAGCCCCAUCAUGGUGAAAGGGCUUGCAGACACGGAGUGGCCCGGACGGAAUCAGACUCUGAAACAUGGACCGGUCACCUACUUCCUGGAUGGCGCCCACACCAUGCGCAGUAUGCAGGCCUGUGUUCACUGGUUCAGAGACACUGCUGCCCAGCAUGAAAGGAACGCAAGUGGACCAGUGGUCAGAGUUUUGCUGUUUAACGCCACAGGAGAGAGAGACUCGGCAGCCAUGCUUAAACUACUGGUGCCGUGCCAUUUUGACUUUGCUGUUUUCUGUCCAAACAUCACUGAAGUCAUCACGUCUUGUAACGCAGACCAGCAGAACUUCAACGUCUCGGUGGAGAACAUGCUGACCCGCUGCUUGGACAACGAGAGGAGCUGGCGUCUCCACAAGAGCCUCGGGGAUCCCAGAGGUGCUCAGCUGCUCAUCGAGGACACCCUGUCCCUGGUCCCUGAGAGGAAAGCAGACACCCUGGUCUUCCCCUGCAUCCUCAGCGCCCUCCAGUGGAUCACCCAGGGCAGGGACUCAGUGCUGGCAGACCCAGCCAAGACGGUCCCGCCGGUCAAACCCAGCGUCAAGACCAAAGCUGCCCCGCUCUGUGACGCAGCGGAGAUCCACGUGCUCAUCACGGGGAGCCUCCACCUGGUGGGAGGGGCACUUAAACACCUCGACACGGCUUCCUCCAAGUAGAAGCAUCAAGAGAGGUUAGAAUGGAUCAAUAGACGGUUUAAAUACUGGGAGGAAGAAGAAGAAUGUCUGCCUGUUAAGAUGAGGUUGAGUUUUUAGAAAAGAGUGGGUUCAGCUGCUCAGAUGUACUUGUUGUCGUCUUGGUGGCCUUCCUUCAGGGGCCGCCCGGACCAAGGUAGCUUCACAACGGCGCUAACUUCACCCAGAGCCUUACAGACGACAGACGGCCAAUCUGUGGAGCUCGAGUCUUAAGUCUUAAACCUGAAGCCAAAAUACGUUUACAUGAGACGUGUGAAGUUUACUCACACCACAUCACAUCAGCCUCAAAAACCACAGAAUCACAGGAGCCAGAGCGUGCUGCAUGGAUCUCUUGGAGUUUGGAUUAAUUUAACUUUGUUUUUUUUAUAUCUGUUUGUAACACGUGUGCAAGUUCUGUCUUCAGCCCGCUCUAAACCCAACGUGUGCACUCGUUAAAGAGAGAGACGACCGGAGCGCUUCUCGUAUCCCUCAAACCAACGGGGAAUACUUAUGAACCUCGUCGCCAUGGUAACCAAACAAGGACACAACUUCAGUUACAGACUAACAUGUUUACAUCAGAGAAAAGUGGAGGAAAGCAUAAGACCAAAAAAACAUUGGUGUAAAUGAUCGAGGCACUCUGGAUGGUUUAAAAAAAAGAAAAAAGGCCUUUAACUUGAAGAGCUAGAAACAUUUAAAAUACACCAAGACGUAUCGCCUUCUUCAGGGUGCAGUGUCACGCCGAGACAAAGACAGUCAGUGUGUGCACCCUGAAGAAGGCCGAGUCGAUACCGAUGUUUGUUUGGCCUUAACUUUUCCUCCACUUUCCUUUGAUGUAAACAUCUUAAAUCUGUAACUUGAGUUGUUUCUUUGUUUGGUUACCAUGGAGACGUAAGGUUCAUCUUGACUCGUACAGCAUUACGUUUUUACAGACCAAAAUAGAGUCACAGAAAUGAUGUCACAUCUUGCAGCCAAUCAGUGAAAAGCUUAUUUUAAGUGUUUUCCUCUCGUGUCUCGACGUCUCUGAAAGAACUCACGGCAGGAAAUAACUUCUGCUGACAGUGACUAAAAUCUACAUACACCGGUGCAUCCAUAGUUUUAACAUUUCUCUUUUUUUGUGCAGAUUAAAUCCUCUCUGCUCAUUGAAAACAGAAAAGGGAUUACAUAUCAGCCAAUCAUACAUUUCUGAGGGAUUAAAUCCUUCCUGUAAAACGCCUUGAAGACGCCAAACAGCAAGUGAAACCGUCUGCUGCUCCUCAGAGUUAUCCCUCCUUACAAAGCGACCGCCGUCACCGCUUUACACCGACUGUACUCAGAGCUCGGUGUAAGAUUUAAGGUGUAACUCUCUCUCAGUUGGUGCAACACUUGAAAUGUUAGUUUGAAGUGGCACAGAGCGGCUGCAGACACGUGCUGAGCAUUUCCUUUCACAGCAUGUUUUUUUUAAAUGAAAGUCUUUUUGCACACGGUCUCCUUUUAUUUGUCCGAGAGGAACGACACACUGCUGACGAUGUGUAAAUAUUCAAACUCUAGUGUUGGAAUCAGUUAAAGCGAGUGUCAAUCAAACUCAGAUUAAUCAGGUGCACACUGGAAUUAAAUUAAUAUUUGGAUGGUCCGUUAUUUAAAUUCUGACAUCAAACUCUGUCCCUGUACGUUUCUAUGUUUGUGUGAUAUGUGACGGUGAACGAUGAUGGCGGUGUAUAAAAUACACUCUUCAUGUUGAUUCAUGCGAUGAUGUCAUCAGCUUCAGUGCUUUGGCCUCAUCCGUUCACCGUGUGACCUCCAAGUGAUUUAAAAUUGAACUUGAGGUCAUAAAAUUGUCCUGAGGAUGAAAUCUUAAAAUUCUGAGUCAAUAAAAAAAGAUGAUAUGGAA